Coregonus clupeaformis (lake whitefish) is the source of this 1925-nucleotide messenger RNA. RefSeq lists its product as uncharacterized. The record is from RefSeq and is a predicted model, not a curated record. The transcript is spliced from 10 exons. Gene Ontology annotation, cellular component: membrane raft; external side of plasma membrane. Gene Ontology annotation, biological process: positive regulation of ERK1 and ERK2 cascade; T cell activation; interleukin-15-mediated signaling pathway. Bases 14 to 1783 code for a protein of 589 amino acids. NCBI's taxonomy places the organism in Eukaryota, Metazoa, Chordata, Actinopteri, Salmoniformes, Salmonidae. Gene Ontology annotation, molecular function: MHC class II protein binding; protein tyrosine kinase binding.
GAGAGAGAGGACAAUGGCUGAUGUCUAUCAUUCAUUUUUGGGACUGCUUGUGACUGUUUUGUACCUGCUAACAGGUGUCAGUGGAAACACUCUUCCUCUGUACUCCAUUGUGGGAGGUGAUGUCAGUCUGUCGUGUACCAAUGUGGUUUAUCCAAACUGUUCCUCAACUACAUGGAUCUAUAACAGAGAUGGAUAUACUGGUAUUAUUGAAGAAGUUGGUCAUGGGAGGGUGAAAAAGGAUGAACAGAACAACAGAGCAGACAGACUGAGUUUAGGGUCUGACUGUUCUCUACAUGUUAGUGAUGUCAGAGCUGAGGAUGAUGGAGUCUACACCUGUCAACAGUUCCUUACAGAGGGUGGAUCACAAUAUGGAGGUGAUGCUCCUGUUCAUCUGUCUGUUCUAACUGUGUCCUCGUCCUCACCAGUCACAGAUAUAAAACCUGAUAGACCAGUAACAUUAAGGUGCUCUCUGCACACCCUCAAUGGACCUGGCAGAUGUGACCCAGGCAUGAACCAAGAUGUUAGUCUGAGCUGGCAGAGGGUGGAUGAGGCAGAUACUGGGCUGAUUGAGGCAGGUACUAAUCUGCAGGGAGACUCCAGAUACCAGGUCACACAGCUGUCUCACUGUGACAUCACUCUGAAUAUGACACUCCAGAGGGAGGACAACAACAGGAAGUGGAGGUGUCAGCUGACUGGAAAAGUGGAAAUCUUCCUGGAUUUAACCUUUAAGUUCUCAGGUGUCAGUGGAAUCACUCAUCCUCUGUACUCCAUUGUUGGAGGUAAUGUCAGUCUGCCAUGUAACAAUGUGAUUUAUCAAAACUGCUCCUCAACUACAUGGAACUAUGGAUCUAUUGAAGAAGUUGGUCAUGGGAGGGUGAAAAAGGAAGAACAGAACAACAGAGCUGACAGACUGAGUUUAGGGUUUAACUGUUCUCUACAUGUUAGUGAUGUCAGAGCUGAGGAUGCUGGAGUCUACAUCUGUCAACAGUUCCUUACAGAGGGUGGAUCACAAUAUGGAGGUGAUGCUCCUGUUCAUCUGUCUGUUCUAACUAUGUCCUCGUCCUCACCAGUCACAGAUAUAAAACCUGAUAGACCAGUAACAUUAAGGUGCUCUCUGCACACCCUCAAUGGACCUGGCAGAUGUGCCCCAGGCAUGGACCAAGAUGUUAGUCUGAGCUGGCAGAGGGUGGAUGAGACAGAUACUGGGCUGAUUGAGGCAGGUACUAAUCUGCAGGGAGACUCCAGAUACCAGGUCACACAGCUGUCUCACUGUGACAUCACUCUGAAUAUGACACUCCAGAGGGAGGACAACAACAGGAAGUGGAGGUGUCAGCUGACUGGAAAAGUGGAAAUCUUCCUGGAUUUCACCUUUAAGUUCUCAGCUCCGCAUCCCCUCCCUGGUUCUCCACUAAACCAGACCCUCCUCCUAACUCUAUCUGUUGGAGCAGCUGUGUGUGUCGCUGCUGCUGUCAUCAUUGUACACAGAAGAAGAGCAAAUAAUCAAGUGCCAAAUGAUAACAGCAUUGGUCUGAAUGCAAUAAACCACUCCACCCCACCAACCAAUGAGGACAAGUGUCAACCUGCUGACAGUAUCACCUAUGCCUCCAUCCUCCACUUCAACCAAAAUCCGCCUCAGAGAGUUGAUGUCCAGGAUGAAGAUGCAGUGACCUAUUCCUCUGUUAUGCCCUCUUCUACCAGAGAGACAGAGAACCCUGCUGACCCCAGCUCUACUCCACAGCCAAGACAUCAACAUGAAGACUACACUCAGUCUUUCACAGCCUAAUCUCAGCACCCAGAACCAAAUAUCUUGUGAAUGCUGGCCAGCUACUCUAUUUGGUUCAGGAACAGUUGAUGGUCAUUAUGGCCAAACAGUUAUAUUUUUGUUUGAUCAGACCAGAGGACAUUUCUCCAAAAAGUACGAUCUU